Molecule: messenger RNA, 1359 nt
Organism: Symbiodinium sp. CCMP2456
Lineage: Eukaryota; Dinophyceae; Suessiales; Symbiodiniaceae
Source: the annotation of a GenBank genome assembly
AUGGCAACAGCCCAGGUGAGCGUGCGGGCCCUUUCCGGUGAAGUCAUCCUCGCCAAGACACUUCCUUCGAACACACUCUGCAAUGAGUUGCGGCAGCUUGUAGCUGCUUCGCGUCAGCAGACCGCGGAAACAGUUCAGCUGCUGCUCAAUGGGGAGUUGCUGGUCCGUGACAGUCUCACUAUCGAGGGCGCGGUGGUUGAACAUGGCCAGUGCACAGACGGAGCUUUGGAAUUCACUGCAGUGUUGGAGCCGAAGAAGAGAUUUCCACUGGAAAGGUGCGACAGAGCUCCAGGACUUUACGUCAGUGAAGUAAACAACCACCGUGUGACCCACUGGGACUUCGAGGGAGCAGGCGGAGCAGGCGGAGCAGGCGGAGCAGGUGGAAGGAUUGUGGUCGGGGGAUUUGGGCGGGGCUCCGGGCCGGGUCAACUCGCUGGGCCUAAGGGUCUCUGCUUCGACUCCCAUGGAGUUCUCUAUGUUGCAGAAGCCGGAAACCGUCGUGUCACCCGUUGGUGCCCCAGAGAAGGGGGAGCAGCAGGCGGCGGCCAAACCGUCAUUGGCGAGGGCCGCGAGGGCCGCGGGGGCCGCGGGGGCCGCGAGGUGGAGGAGCCUGGUGGCAUCUGUCUGGGCAACGGGGGGGAGAUCUACGUCGCAGAUGUUCGUGGGCAUGCUGUUGGCUGCUGGAGUCAGGAAUUUCAGGAGGCCUGCAUUGUAGCUGGUGGUCGUGGCCCGGGAGAUGGCUUGGAUCAGUUGGACCGCCCGGUGGAUGUGGCCGUCGACUCCAAGGGUUUCCUGUACGUGGCAGAGUUUGGCAACGACAGGGUGACGCGUUGGAAGGACAAGACAUGUGAAGUCAUUGCGGGUGGGAGGGGCUCUGGCGAUGCACUGGAGCAGCUGGCCUCGCCGACUGCGAUCUGCCUCCAAGAAUCCAGAGAUGGCGUCAGCGUCUUGGUGGCAGAGGCAGGGAACAAUCGCGUGAGCCGUUGGACACCUGGGAUGACGCGCUGUGAAAUCGUUGUCGGAGGGGUAGGCUCACUACCAGAGCUUGAAACCCCAAGUGGCCUUUGCUAUGAUGCUGCGGACGGUAGCAUCUAUGUCGCAGAAGCUGGCAGCAACCGAGUGACCCGCUGGAUGCCUGGAGCAACUUGCGGGACGGUUAUCGCCGGUGGACAGGGACGAGGCAGUGGUCUCAAUCAACUGAAUGGCCCCUCCAUGAUGGUCCUGGUAGCGAGGAAGAAAGAAUUAUCUCAAUAUGACAAGAACCGAAAUCAUUCUUCAAUUCUAUUAUACAUAUAUAUAUAUAUAGAUGAUAUUUUCUCAGAUAUGAGAAAUUUAUCAUCACAAAGAUUUGACAUUUAA